GUCUGGAAAGGUGUGCAAAAGAUUCGGAUACGAGACGGGAAUUUAAAUGAGUUGCGAAAGUGAAUUUGUAAGAGUAGAAAGUGUGUGAGUUAUGUGGAAGUUGCUGCUGGUUUGGGCCAUUUGUGGCUUUGUCCAGGCUGUUGCCUCUCCUGAUCCUACUUUGGCUGACUUCCUGGCCGCUGCCAAUCAGCAACUAGCCGCCAUCUAUGAUCAGUCGGUCUUGGCACAGUUGCAGAGCGAGUUGCGCGGACCCAACGAUGUUGUGGCGCUCCUCGAGUUAGAAAUAGCCGACGAAAAACUGUUGAACUACGUGAAAACCUUGACACGCCGGGCGGCAAAGUUCAAGCGCUUGCAGCUGGGAGAUGCCAGCCAGAAGAGGCAACUGGCAAGGAUGCCACAGCUGGGCUACGAGGCCUUGAAUGCCAUGGAGCUAAGCCAAGUCUAUGCGAUGGCCUCCAGCAUGGGCGACAGCUACCGCAAUGUCAAACUUUGCGCUUAUAAGCAGCCAGGGAAUUGCACUCUACGGCUGAUACCAGAGGUUCAGGCAAUUGUUCAGCAGAGCCGUGACCUGGAUGAGAUCGAGUAUUACUGGUUUGAGUGGCGCCAGCGCACGGGAUUGGCCACCCGGGGUCCGUUUGUGGCCUUUAUGGAGCUGUAUAAGAAGACCGCCCAGGUCAAUGGAUAUCCUCGUGCCGAGGAUUAUUGGUUCCGAUCGCUGGAGAAGAGUGGAACGCAGAGCUUGGCAUUGCUGGAUAGACUGAUGGCUGGGCUGAGGCCGUUAUUCCUUCAGUUUCACGCUCAUGUCAGGGGUUCCUUGAGAAAGAUGCACGGAGAACGGCUGGUGCCCCGGGGCAAACCCUAUCCACAGCAUCUGGCUGAGGUUUUCAUAGGAAACGCCUUUAGACGGGUGCGUGCCGAGUGGUAUGUGGACUUACCCUCACCCGAAACGGGGCUGGCAAAUAUUACCCAGGAUCUGCAUCGUCGCGGCUUAAGCACCACUCAGCGAGUGUUCUGGAAUGUGGCUGAGUACUUUAGGGGUCUUGGUCUGCCACUGCUGGAAAGCGACCUUUGGACAAAUGCUCAGUCCGUGGCUGCAGACGAUGACGAUCGUUGCUGGCACAAGGUCUGGCGGUAUUACACACUGCCCAGAACCAACUUAACCUACUGUCCUUUGAAUGACGAGGAGCGUUUCUUCAAUAUGUUUGAGGCUCAGAGUGAUCUUUACUAUUAUCGAGCAGCCUCCGGCCAGCCAACCCUGUUACGGGAUGAACCUUUUCCCAACUUCAGCGAUGCCAUUGGCAAGUGCUUCUCCUUGGCAGCCAGCUCUCCUCGCUACCUCCAGAAGUUGGGCCUGCUGCAGGAGGGUAAGUGGCUCGAGCUGCCCGCUCGACUCAACCGUUUGUAUGUGCAGGGCCUGCGCGUGGUCUUUCUGCUUCCCGUCUUCUAUGUCCUCGAUCGCUACCGCGUGGAGGUGCUCAGUGGACACAUCAGAGCGGACGACAAUGAGGCCUACUGGCGACUGACGGAACACUAUACGGGAGCGGCAGCCCCUCGAAAGCGGACCAACGAACAAUUUGAUGUCCCUGCCAAGAUGCUCAUGGAAGUGGAUGAUCAGUAUUUCAGCAAUAUCUUGAGCAUCGUUUUGCAGUUCCAGCUGCUCAAACAUUACUGCACAAAGACGCAGCAGUUUGAAAAGGAUAACCCGAGGAAGGCUUUGGAUCUCUGCGAUCUCUCUGACCAGCGCCAGAUCGGUGCCAGUCUGCAGCGAGCCAUUUCAUUGGGCUCAUCCGUGCCCUACAGCGGUGUGCUACAGGAGAUGGCUGGUGAGCCUGAAGUCAAUAUUGAUGGGUUGUUGACCUACUUCAAGCCGCUACACGAUUGGUUGGUGCAGCAGAAUCAGCUCAAAGGUCUGGAUGUGGGUUGGGCAUAUGAUGGUUGGUCUUAAUAUUUUGUGCACCUGGUAAACGGGAACUUCCAUCUCCGCCUGAAAGUAUGCCCAUUAUUGUAUAGUACAAUUCAUGGCAAAUCAUGUAAAUGUAGAUAAGGGCAUGUCACAAGAUUUUCAAAUAUCAAAUUGUAAGAAAAACGAAUGUUGGAAGAAGAUUGGCUGAAUAUGAACAAAGGUGAAUGUGAGUCCUCGAACUAUCUAAUCAAUCGAAUAACUAAUUUUAAUUCAAAUUGGAUCAGCU
Drosophila guanche is the source of this 2189-nucleotide messenger RNA. RefSeq names its product angiotensin-converting enzyme (gene Ance-2). Lineage: Eukaryota; Metazoa; Arthropoda; Insecta; Diptera; Drosophilidae. Gene Ontology annotation, molecular function: peptidyl-dipeptidase activity; metallopeptidase activity. Gene Ontology annotation, biological process: proteolysis. The coding region runs from base 92 to 1945 and encodes 617 amino acids. Gene Ontology annotation, cellular component: plasma membrane. The record is from RefSeq and is a predicted model, not a curated record. The transcript is spliced from 4 exons.